Asterias rubens (European starfish) is the source of this 2519-nucleotide messenger RNA. Its product is annotated as protein arginine N-methyltransferase 6-like. Lineage: Eukaryota; Metazoa; Echinodermata; Asteroidea; Forcipulatida; Asteriidae. The record is from RefSeq and is a predicted model, not a curated record. Gene Ontology annotation, molecular function: protein-arginine N-methyltransferase activity. The coding region runs from base 829 to 1896 and encodes 355 amino acids. The transcript has 14 exons. Gene Ontology annotation, biological process: peptidyl-arginine methylation.
ACUUCAAUUUUGGAGCAUUUGCUUUCUCCAUCUUGGAGCAAACGUGUUUGGCGUAACCACUGCUGAAAGUGUGUGUCACUACACUGGAGCUCACUGCACUGGAGAGAGAUGGCCAGUCAAAAAUGGUGUCUGAUCUGCAAUCCCUGGGGUCUGCGUAGUAUUUUACGGGUAGUGUUAAUAGUGGGAAUCCCCAAACUUUAAAUAAACCCGUCCUAUGUAUGUGAACCACUCAAGUCCAAAUUCCCUGCGACUCGAGAACCAAAUUGGAUCUUGUUAACAUUGCUCAGUGGUUAACCUCCAGCAAAACCUUGACCUCAUUGUUUACUCAAGUCGUAAAUGAAUUACCUCCCAGAGUCCCAUGGUGAGAUUAUCUUUCGGAGAAACGGGGAUUCGGGGGAACGCAUUGCCGAAAGAUUUUACAUCAGAUAGACUAGACUUCCCGGAAAAGUAAAGAGAAGAUCGAUGGUUCAAAAGAGGGCGCUAUCCGAGAAACUUUUGCACCUAAAACACUUCGAUAUUCUGUCAGAUUGAUCUUCCAAUGAUCUGGUCACAGUUAGCCUUGCCUAUUGAAACCAUGGAGGUAAUGUUUGUAUGCAUAUGAAUGCGUCAGUGUCAUCAAAUGGUGUCCAUGCGUACGUGCUCUCCCAUUCGAUUCAUUGGUGUUGUUUACACGGCACGCAUUUAGCAGUGUCUGUCCCCAGCUAGGUCAGCAGUACGUUGCUCUUUUCUUUGGGUCUAGACACCCUCUGUCAAAAGGCCUGUAUUUAUUAACAUUUGGACGAACAACUCUCGGCCAAAUAAUCCGAAAAGACCUACAAAACCUUCAAGAUGGAUCAAGUCGACAUCAAUGGUGGAAUGACCACAAAGUCAGACCUAAAGGGUUCCGACAAGUUCUUCUUCACAGCUUACGCUGAUGUGAACAUUCACGAGAAUAUGAUUCGGGAUCACUCUCGCACCCAAACCUACAGGGAGGCCAUUAUGGCAAGCAGUCACCUGUUGAAGGGAAAAGUCGUAGCAGAUGUCGGCUGUGGCACAGGAAUUCUCAGUUGUUUCUGUGCUAAAGCUGGUGCUAAAAAGGUUUAUGCCAUCGAUGCCAGUGCUAUAAUAGAGCAAGCCAAGCUCGUUGUCAAGGAGAAUAACUUGGAGAAUAUAGUGGAGUUGGUCUCGGGGAAAGCAGAAGAUGUCCAACUCCCAGAGAAAGUUGACGUCAUUGUCAGUGAAUGGAUGGGUAACUUCUUGUUGUUUGAAGCCAUGCUGAAUUCUGUGGUCGUGGCCAGGGACAGAUUUCUGAAAGAGGGUGGCCUGAUUUUACCAUCGAAGUGCACAUUGUUCGUUGCGCCAGUGGAUAGCCAAAAGAUCUACGAGAGAAGGAUUGACUUCUGGUCGAGUACUAAAGAAACCUAUGACCUCAGCAUGGAGUGUAUGAUUCCCUUUGCAAAGAAGCGCAUCUUUGGCUCGGUUCGAAGGGAGGAUGUACCAAGCUCGGAGGUGGUCGGUAAAGAACAAGAGUUGGCACAAAUCGACAUCAACACCGUUACCAUCGAAGAUCUAGACAACGUUAAGGGGAGUUUUAAAAUGGCGUGCAACAAGACGACCAAACUGUCUGGAUUUACAACUUGGUUUGACGCUUACUUUGAGAUCAAAGGCAAGGAAACUGUUGUCUUGUCAACGUCACCGUUUGCCACUCGAACUCACUGGAACCAAGCUGUACUGUACUUUGACGAGCCAAUUUCUGUGAAAGAGGGCGAUGUCUUAGACGGAUCCAUGUUAGUAACGCCUGCUCUCCAUAACGACAGACAUUUGGACAUCAAAUUAAACUACAGCAUCGCAGGUGGUAAACCAGCUGAGAGAAAUUACAACACGUGGAAGACACCGGGCCCAGUUGAAAUGUACUAACAUGUCGAGAAAAAACAUUAAGCCAUUUUGAGAUAAUGGUUAACGCGUUACUACAACACAAUUUGGUUUGGGUAAUUAUUUCUGUAUACACCCAACGUAAAUACUAGUGCACUCCAUAACUAAAAAAUGCUACUGAAAGCUUUUAGUAAGACACUCUUGAAGCUACCAUCUGCACAAAAUAUGACUGCGCAUUAUAUUAAGUUCUAUUAAUUAUAAUGUGCAAGUGGGGUUUAUCUUGUUUGUGUACUGGUGUGGAUACGGUGGUGUAUAACUAGACAUUUCACAGGGAGGGAAGUGGGGAAAAAGAGAUAAAUUUGGGUGGGGACUUAUGGUGUAUUAACCAUUCAUUUGUGAAAUUUUUUGGUGUAAAAUGGGGGAGGGUCGAGGGUUCUGAGUGGGGAGACUACCACACUCCCCUGGUUACUACAUUGAUAAGGCACAACUAUUAAGUUAUAUUUUGCUGCCAGUUCUUGGAGAACAACAAUAACAGAUAUGGAUGCUUGUGAAUGGUGCAUUAUAGCUUACGAGAUGAAAACAAAUUAAGAGUCAUAUUUUUGCAGAUUAUUUUGUGGUAAUUUUAUUUGGAGUUCCGAAACAAAUAAAGUCUCAAUGUAUUCGUAAAU